CUUCAUCAGUGGCAUCGUUCUCUAUGCGCCAUCAAUCGUGAUGGAGACAAUGAUGGGGGUUCCACUUUGGAUGUCGGUCAUAGGCGUGGGCACCAUCGGCACCAUUUACACCUCUGUCGGUGGGAUUAAAGCCGUGGUUUGGACUGAUGUUUUUCAAUUUUUCAUGAUUUUUACUGGAAUGGCUGCGAUCGUUGCGAAGGGGGUGUAUUCCUCGGGGGAUUUGGAGCAAUGUUUGAAAUUGCUGGAAAUCGUGGCAGAUUGGAAUUAUUUAACUGGACUAUUGACCCCUUCAUGCGACAUAAUACAUUAAACAUUAUUUUGGGAAACGGAUUUUCUGGACUUCUUUUUCUCACACAUCAGCCAGUUCUACAACGAUAUUGCGGUCUGCGCUCGUUCAAAGAUGCUGUAAAAUCAAUUAUUUGGAGUUAUAUUUUUGGUUUCCUCACAAUCGGUCUGGUGAUUCUGACUGGAAUAUCCAUUUUCGCCCACUAUGCCGAUUGUGAUCCUUUAAAGUCGCAUCAAAUUGAGAAAAGUGAUCAGAUUGUUCCAUUCUUUGUAAUUCAAGAGCUAGCUUUCAUCCCAGGAAUGAUGGGCUUGUUUGCUGCAGUAAUAUUUAGUGCAGUUCUCAGUACAAUAUCGUCCACAUUAAACUCACUUGCAGCGGUUACAUAUGAAGAUUUCCUGUCCAAAAUUUCAUUCUUUAGGAACAUGGGAGAUUUUGGGCAGACUUGUACUUAUAAAACGCUAUCCGUGAUGUAUGGAGUUAUUUGCGUAGCAUUGGCGUUUUCUGCGGAACACUUUGGAAGUAUCUUCCAAGCAGCAAUUACGGUGGUUGGGGCGGCAAUCGGGGUUCUGGGAUCUGUCUUUUUAACGGGGGUCUUCAUGCCCUUCGUGAAUAAGCGGGGAGCAAUUUCUGGUCUCGUCGUCGGAAUUUCUGCAAUGAGUGUUAUUACAAUUCAGGCUAUUCUGAUACAAAAAACUCACAGCUUCCAGCCCAAACUGGACGUGUCUAUAGAACAAUGUUCAGAGUCAGUUUACGAGAAUUUAAAAAAUGCAACUUUGGACACUUCCAAAAAGCUCUUAGGAGUCGAUGAUUUAAAGUGGCCCACUAAGUUUUUUACCGUCUCUUAUAUCCUAUACUCAUUUAUUGGAGGAAUGAUUACAAUCAUAGUCGGAGUUUUGGUUAGCGUCCUCACGAAUGGUUGCAGGGAUGCGAAAUAUGUCAGUCCAGAAUUUUUACACCCAUUAAUCAGGCCAAAGAAAGCAAGCGUUCCUCCAGUAUCGAUUCCUAAAGCACACAUCAACAGAGGAUUCAUUGAUUAUGGUGAUAACAUGCAAAUGUCUACACGCCCAUCGCAGGUCAACAAAAGUCAGGAAUGAAUGAUUUAAUGGGUUAUAUGGAAAAUCUAAUAACCAAGUCUUAAAACGAAGUAAUAAAGGAAACAGGAGUUUUAAAAGUUAAUUAAUUAUUCUAAUUUGAAUUUCGUAAUUUUGUGAUGACAGAAUGAUCGACUUCAUGAAUUAUUUACUUGUGUACUUGGGUUUCUUGCAGAAACAAAAAGCACUGUAAAAACUUGUGCACGUGUACUUCUUCUUGUUGGAGGAACAUUAUAGUUCUAAGCAUGCAUGUACAUAUACCGACGAAUUUCUGGAUGGAAUUCUUGAACGUCCUCAUACAAUAUAUGUAUGUAAUAUUUAAUUAUGUACAUACCUAUGAAUGAAAUGAAUAUGUAUGCUUUGUACAUCUAACUUUCAAUCCACAAUAACAAUGAUUGACCAUG
Molecule: messenger RNA, 1781 nt
Organism: Folsomia candida
Lineage: Eukaryota; Metazoa; Arthropoda; Collembola; Entomobryomorpha; Isotomidae
Product: sodium-coupled monocarboxylate transporter 2
Exons: 10
Coding region: 229-1380 (383 amino acids)
Biological process (GO): transmembrane transport; sodium ion transport
Cellular component (GO): membrane
Molecular function (GO): symporter activity
Source: RefSeq, a predicted model, not a curated record